AUCAUCACACGGGACGAAUGCUCCAUCGAAUCUGCUCUGUGCAUGCUUCGGUCAGUUGUCUUCGCGAUACUGGCUGAGCCCGACUCAGUUUCACUCGAUUCGUUCAUUCUCGGUUUGUUUGUUGUGGUUUGCUGUUUUACAACACAAUUCGUACUGUGAAGACCAUAACCCGUGAGCGGUGCUUGUUACAAUGAGAUUCCUAGUACUUUUAAGUAUUGUCGUCAAGCUGGUAGUCUCUCAAAUCAGCUACAAGUCAUGCACCUACAACGAAAUUUGUGCGUCCAUCCAAGACUGCCCCACGUACCAAAGUUACAGCAGUCUACCGUUCCGGAAUUGGCCUCAAGACGUCCAGAAGCUGGCAAAAAGUAAUCUGUGCAACAAUGAAAUGAUCAACCGGACUCCGGUGCUCAGCGUCUGUUGUCCUUCGCCGUUGAACUCUCGAAGGUGCGGAAUUCAGGCCGGCGAUCGGAUAGCCAAGGGAACCGUGGCGAAAGUGUUCGAGUUCCCGUGGAUGGUGCUGCUGUACAGCCGGACGGACAGGUUCGUGUGCGGUGGCACGCUGGUCAGUGCCCGAUAUGUCCUGACGGCAGGUCACUGCGUCAACUCGGAGAAAUCCAAAAUUAUCUCCGUAAGGGUAGGGGAAAACGACAUAAACCAGCCGAUUGACUGCAACGUCGUUGACGGUGAGCCGGACUGUGCUCCUGCACCGCAGGACAUCAACGUGGAGCAGAUCAUUCGACAUCCGGGUCACAGCGAUCGCUCAAAGAAGAACGACAUCGCGCUGCUGCGGCUGGAACGUCCCGCAGUUCUUGGAGACAGCGUCAUCCCGAUUUGCCUCCCAAAUGGAUCCCCCGAGCAGCGCAUCGUGGAUCCUUCCUUCCUGGUCGUGUCCGGCUGGGGUCUGACCGAAAAUGGGACGUCCUUCGAUGUGCUCCGCUAUGCGCGGGUCCCCCCGGUAAGCCUCGAAGAUUGUGGCAUUAAGCUGCGAGGUCUGGACGCGACGCUGCGGCUAGAUCAGAGCCAAAUCUGUGCCGGCGGAGUUGACCAGAUUGACAAUUGUGCCGGGGAUUCGGGAGGGCCGCUGCAGAUCAUCUCGAACCAAUCCUCGCGGUAUAUCCAGUACGGGGUGGUUUCGUACGGGCUGAAGAGCUGUGGCGUGCAGGACGAGCCCGGUGUGUACACGAAUGUGAUGUACUACAUGAAGUGGAUCUUCCAGAAUGUUUUGGAAUAAAUGACUGAUUAGUAAGGGAAAUAAUUAAUGUUUUUAUUGC
Messenger RNA from Culex pipiens pallens (northern house mosquito), 1271 nucleotides. Its product is annotated as CLIP domain-containing serine protease HP8-like. Gene Ontology annotation, molecular function: serine-type endopeptidase activity. NCBI's taxonomy places the organism in Eukaryota, Metazoa, Arthropoda, Insecta, Diptera, Culicidae. The record is from RefSeq and is a predicted model, not a curated record. The transcript is spliced from 5 exons. Gene Ontology annotation, biological process: proteolysis. The coding region runs from base 191 to 1231 and encodes 346 amino acids.